AUGACGUCAGAGUUAGUACGGGAUUUUACUGUCCAGGAUCACAACAACAGAGAAAUGGAGGAGAACCAGGACCCAGAGCACUGUACUGAUACCGUUACAGAGGAAGAAUCAGACCCAGUAUCUGUUACCACCGAUAAACAGAAACGUAAAAGAAGAAAGGGACUCAAACAUCACUGCUGUCAAGACUGCGACAAAGCCUUCACAAAAUCAGCAUAUUUAAAGAUCCAUCAACGCAUUCACACUGGAGAGAAGCCAUACAGCUGUGACCAAUGUGGGAAAACCUUCUCUACAAAUGGUCAGCUUAAAACCCACCAAUACAUACACACUGGAGAAAAGCCACACAGCUGUGACCAGUGUGGGAAAACCUUCGCUACAAAUGGCCGGCUUAAAACCCAUCAAUACGUACACACUGGAGAGAAGCCAUACAGCUGUGACCAAUGUGGGAAAACCUUUGCUUCAAAUGGCAAGCUUAAAACCCACCAAUACAUACACACUGCAGAAAAGCCGUACAGCUGUGACCAGUGUGGGAAAACCUUCGCUACAAAUGGCCAGUUUAAAAUCCAUCAACGCAUUCACACUGGAGAAAAGUCGUACAGCUGUGACCAAUGUGGGAAAACCUUCGCUACAAAUGGCCAGUUUAAAAUCCAUCAACGCAUUCACACUGGAGAGAAGCCGUACAGCUGUGACCAAUGUGGGAAAACUUUCUCUAGAGGCGGUAUUCUAAAAGCCCAUCAACGCAUUCACACUGGAGAGAAGCCAUACAGCUGUGACCAAUGUGGGAAAACUUUCUCUACAGGCAGUAAUCUAAAAGCCCAUCAACGCAUUCACACUGGAGAGAAGCCGUACAGGUGUGACCAAUGCGGGAAAACCUUUGCUACAAAUGGCCACCUUAAAUUCCAUCAACACAUUCACACUGGAGAAAAGCCGUACAGCUGUGACCAAUGUGGGAAAACCUUCUCUUCAAAUGGCCAGCUUAAAAUCCAUCAACGCAUUCACACUGGAGAGAAGCCAUACAGCUGUGACCAAUGUGGGAAAACCUUUGCUACAAAUGGCCACCUUAAAUUUCAUCAACGCAAUCACACUGGAGAAAAGCCGUACAGCUGUGACCAAUGUGGGAAAACCUUCUCUUCAAAUGGCCAGCUUAAAAUCCAUCAACGCAUUCACACUGGAGAGAAGCCAUACAGCUGUGACCAAUGUGGGAAAACCUUCUCUUCAAAUGACCAGCUUAAAAUCCAUCAACGCAUUCACACUGGAGAGAAGCCGUACAGCUGUGACCAGUGUGGGAAAACCUUCUCUACAUAUGGCGGGCUUAAAAUCCACCAACACAUUCACACUGGAGAGAAGCCAUACAGCUGUGACCAAUGUGGGAAAACUUUCUCUACAGGCGGUAUUCUAAAAGCCCAUCAACGCAUUCACACUGGAGAGAAGCCAUACAGCUGUGACCAAUGUGGGAAAACUUUCUUUACAGGCAGUAAUCUAAAAGUUCAUCUACGCAUUCACACUGGAGAGAAGCCGUACAGGUGUGACCAAUGCGGGGAAACUUUCACUCAAAACAUUACUUUAAGAAGGCACCAGCGUAUUCACACUGGAGAGAAGCCAUACAGCUGUGACCAAUGUGGGAAAUCAUAUACGACAGUCACUACUCUAAAAAAACACCAACGUAUUCACACUGGAGAGAGGCCAUACAGUUGUGAUCAGUGUGGGAAAACAUUCAGGUUACGCAUGUCUCUAAUAAUCCACCAAACCUAUCACACUGGAGAGAGGCCAUACAGUUGUAAUCAGUGUGGGAAGACUUUCCCUUUACAAGGUUCUCUUAAAGUCCACCAACGCAUUCACACUGGAGAAAAGCCAUACUGGUGCGUGCAGUGUGGAAAAUCUUUCAACAUAUUGAGUGGUCUUAAAAGCCACCAAAGUAUUCACACCGGAGAGAAGCCAUACAGCUGUAAGCAAUGUGGGAAAUGUUUCGCUGAGGCCAGGUCCCUAAAAAGACAUCAACGUAUUCACACUGGCGAGAAGCCGUACUGGUAUAGCACUAACAUACUUUAUAUGAACGGCCAGAGCAGACUCUACCUGCUCAGGAGGUCUUUUGGAGUGCAGGGGGCGCUCCUGAAGACCUUCUUUGACACUGUGGUGGCAUCAGCCAUCUUUUAUGGGGUGGUCAGCUGCAGCAGCAGCACCUCGGUGGCGGACAGGAAGAGACUGGACAAACUCGUUAAGAAGAAACGUAAAAGAAGAAAGGGACUCAAACAUCACUGCUGUCAAGACUGUGACAAAGCCUUCACAACAUCAGCAUAUUUAAAGAUCCAUCAACGCAUUCACACUGGAGAGAAGCCAUACAGCUGUGACCAGUGUGGGAAAACCUUCGCUUCAAAUAGCCAGCUUAAAAUCCACCAAUACAUCCACACUGGAGAAAAUCCGUACAGCUGUGACCAGUGUGGGAAAACCUUCACUUCAAAUAGCCAGCUUAAAAUCCAUCAACGCAUUCACACUGGAGAGAAGCCGUACAGCUGUGACCAAUGUGGUAAAGCCUUCACUUCAAAUGGCAAGCUUAAAAUCCAUCAAUACAUUCACACUGGAGAAAAUCCGUACAGCUGUGACCAAUGUGGGAAAACCUUCACUUCAAAUAGCCAGCUUAAAAUCCACCAAUACAUUCACACUGAAGAAAAGCCGUACAGCUGUGACCAAUGUGGGAAAACCUUCACUACAAAUGGUAAUCUUAAAAGCCACCAAUACAUUCACACUGGAGAAAAACUGUACAGCUGUGACCAAUGUGGGAAAACUUUCUCUACAAGCAGUGGUCUAAAAGCCCAUCUACGCAUUCACACUGGAGAGAAGCCGUACAGGUGUGACCAAUGCGGGGAAACUUUCACUCAAGACAGUACUUUAAGAAGCCACCAGCGUAUUCACACUGGAGAGAAGCCAUACAGCUGUAACCAAUGUGGGAAAUCAUAUACAAGAGUCACUGCUCUAAAAAACCACCAACGUAGUCACACUGGAGAGAGGCCGUACAGUUGUGAUCAGUGUGAGAAGACUUUCCCUCUGCACAAUUCUCUUAAAAUCCACCAACGUAUUCACACUGGAGAAAAGCCAUACAGUUGUAACCAGUGUGAGAAGACUUUCCCUUUGCACAGUUCUCUUAAAGUCCACCAACGCAUUCACACUGGAGAAAAGCCAUACUGGUGCGUGCAGUGUGGGAAAUCUUUCAUCAUAUUGAGCGGUCUUAAAAGUCACCAACGUAUUCACACCGGAGAGAAGCCAUACAGCUGUAAGCAAUGUGGGAUAUGUUUCGCUGACGCCAGGUCCCUAAAAAGACAUCAACGUAUUCACACUGGCGAGAAGCCGUACAGCUGUAAGUAA
Molecule: messenger RNA, 3357 nt
Organism: Scomber japonicus (chub mackerel)
Lineage: Eukaryota; Metazoa; Chordata; Actinopteri; Scombriformes; Scombridae
Product: zinc finger protein 420-like
Exons: 4
Coding region: 1-3357 (1118 amino acids)
Source: RefSeq, a predicted model, not a curated record